UUUUGCACCACUGACGAGGAUAUGGACUCCACGCGAUGAGCACUAGGAUGACCAGCCCAGAGCCAACGGAUGGAAGUCGCUCCCCGUCACCCGUGCCUUCACAGAUCAACAGCCCACCACUGCAGGCUCAGGGGUUCAAGCCACGGUUGUCGUUCAGCAUAAGCAGGCUUCUCGGCGAUGACUCGCCAGAGAGACCUGUCAGCGGGGACUGUGGUCCUGGGACCGCGGGUGAAGGGUCUUCCUUGAGCCCACUGACGGUCCCCGCCGCCGCUGGUUCGCCGUCAGGGUUGCCUGGCGCCUCCCAGCUCAGUCCUCUGCACCUUGGUGCCAAUGGAACUGUGAUUCGCGUGCCAGCUCAUCGGCCGGCACCGAUGAAUUCCUUUCCUUCUGGCUUUCCUUGGAUUGGACCAGCACAUGCCGUUGUCAAAGACAGGCUGCAAGUUCCAUUCGGCUUACCCAGCGCCAUGCCUCCAGUUCCACCUCGAAGGAUCGGCCACCCAUAUCAAAAUCGGACGCCUCCGAAACGGAAAAAACCUCGUACGUCUUUCACGCGCAUGCAGAUCUGUGAGCUCGAGAAGCGUUUCCACAAACAAAAGUACCUGGCUAGUGCAGAGCGGGCGGCCCUUGCCAAACAACUUAAAAUGACAGACGCCCAGGUGAAGACAUGGUUCCAGAACCGGAGGACGAAAUGGAGGCGACAAACAGCCGAGGAACGGGAAGCCGAGCGGCACGCAGCGAAUCGACUCAUGAUGUCCUUGCAAGCUGAAGUGGUAGGCAAGUCAAUCUACGAAGGUGCCCGAGACUCGAUAUGCUUGAGCAAUGCCUCCUUGCACGCACUGCAGUCACUACAGCCGUGGGCUUCCGAAGCGGCGGCUGCCGGAGCCUUGCAUGCAGCACAGGCCGAACGGGGAUCGGCCUACCUGGGACCUCCAUCGCUGGCGUCGCCCCUCUGUUGACUCUCUGUGAUCUCGGGAACAUGAACGGCGCACCCCUCUCUUUCAUGGGCAUUACGUGAUUUCGCCAAACAUGGACCAUGACGGCCUUCCUGGACGAAGCUGAGCGCCACAUGCACUGCAAUAAGCGCGACAGAGUGCCAUGCCUCCUACUGACGGAACAACAACUAGUCCUGUGGAUUGAUACUCUUGGACGGGCGGGUGGAAGUGCGCGUCUUGAUAGGUUUCAAUAGUCUUCCGCUUUGUGUGCCCAUCGGAUUUUGCCGAGCACGGGUCGCUGCGAUCCGAAUGAACUGCUUGUUUUGUGUGUGUUGUCUUCUUGCAAAGUACAUGACAAGAUGUAGACAGGACUCAUCACGUGCGGAACAUACUGUAGUAUUAGCUACUGUUGAUAUCUGCGAUACCGUAGUUUCUUUGUUGCUUGUGUAUACUCUCAGACACUUGUCAGCCAUUACAGCAGGAGGGGGAGAACAGAACGAAGUGGAAAAUGUCACGAGGCCUAUAAAGCACCUUAGCGGAAACCUGGGGGUCGGGCGAGGCGCCAGAAAAUUGAUUGCAGCAGGCGCCAUGGUCGCUAAAGAUAUGAUCAAACCACAUUAAUAAGGACGUAGAAUUUCCUCCAGUUAUACAAUCUAAUGGAACUGAAAAGAAACAUGAAACAAAGAUUGCGAUUGCACGAAUUUGAGUUGCAUUUUCGCAUACUACAACGUAGAAACUACGGCACUUAUACAUGUUAUAAAAGGUAGAAACCGCAGCUCGAUGAGGCCACAAUUUACAUUAAUUUCGUUAGAUUUUUGCAGUUGUUCGAUUAGGGGAACGCAUUAUGAAAUAAAAGGCAUAGCAUGUGUUGCAGCUCACAGUGAGAGCCAACAGGACUCUGCAGUGCACGUAAACCAAGUGUGUGGUGACUCAACCACGCGUAUUGCACAGUUGGACCUUCUUGCACGAUUCAUCCAUUCAGGGUGUAGUUGGUGUCUGCAAGAAAAGUGCGAAUGUUCAGUAACUUGUCUGACGGGUGGAGGCUUCCCUGAAGCAGAGCAGCCCAAAACAGUUGUCCGUAUAUUUAUCCGUGUCUAUUUCGAGUAUUUUGAUUUAUUUAUUUUUUCAUCUUACGCGGUUGUGAGACUGCCUGCUAUUGAUCCCGUCACGUCUCCGUCUUCACACGUAUUUGGCUUACCCGAAACGGCAGCCGACGGUGGUUUUGAUGUCAUGGAAUCAGUUAUGACUCCGUGAUAUGGGAAAUGUCGCCGAGCUGGUAUAGAGCUGCACAAAUUGCAAUUUAGUCAAAACGCUAGGUACUGGUAGCAGAUUGCCCAACUAUACGGCAACCAUGCAGCUAUCCGAAUGCUUGUUUUUUUCUACUUUUGACACAAACAAAGAACUGUCUAAUAACGAUAAUGUCACAUUCCCAUAACAUGACUGUUGUCCGAUUCGAUUGACAUUGACUCAAGGCGAGCUUAGGUCACGACUGUUUAUCUGCUCUGCUCACCAAGAGGGUAGCUUCCCCCGGCACCAAGAUUACUGUUGCUACUUCGCAGCUUUGAGGAAAACUAAUGUGAAACUAUUUACCUCACCAAUAAACUGCCUAAUCAGAGCCACACAAAUGCAUUGAAACUGAACUCAGCGGAGCGUAACAUGAUCUCUACACAGCACCUCCUCAUGCUGAAGAGGACACCUGAAAUCCAACAUCUACAGUGAAUGUUGAAGUUAGAGUUGAAGAGCUCCGUUUCACAGCACUAGGGUUUCUUGUUCUCGGCAAUUACAUUUUUCG
Messenger RNA from Ornithodoros turicata, 2724 nucleotides. RefSeq names its product T-cell leukemia homeobox protein 3-like. Gene Ontology annotation, molecular function: DNA-binding transcription factor activity, RNA polymerase II-specific; RNA polymerase II cis-regulatory region sequence-specific DNA binding. Gene Ontology annotation, biological process: regulation of transcription by RNA polymerase II; animal organ development. Bases 36 to 956 code for a protein of 306 amino acids. The transcript is spliced from 3 exons. NCBI's taxonomy places the organism in Eukaryota, Metazoa, Arthropoda, Arachnida, Ixodida, Argasidae. Gene Ontology annotation, cellular component: nucleus. The record is from RefSeq and is a predicted model, not a curated record.